Messenger RNA from Mucor velutinosus, 4197 nucleotides. RefSeq lists its product as uncharacterized. Lineage: Eukaryota; Fungi; Mucoromycota; Mucoromycetes; Mucorales; Mucoraceae. Gene Ontology annotation, molecular function: catalytic activity. The record is from RefSeq and is a predicted model, not a curated record. Bases 1 to 4197 code for a protein of 1398 amino acids. The transcript is spliced from 2 exons.
AUGACUACGCCAAUCUCUCAAAGCCUACAAGGUUUUGACAUCAGUCAGUUGCCCAUGUUACUUGAGCACAUUCAGCAGCAACUUGCCUCAGUUCAGGAGAAAGUACAUGAACAUGACCACCUCUUGGAGCGUAUGAACAAGUUAGAAGAGGAAAACCAAGCCCUAAAAAAAAAUCUUUUGGCCAAGGACCUGGUAAUUCAAGAAUUACAGGGCCAACUAUCACGUGGAACUACUCAAGCCCCUACACCUGAGGUAGAUCAGGAACGUCCGUUCAUCUCUCAGGUCGUACAGUCCCAAGAUCCUGCUACUACUGCUAGUACCACUACUGCUACCGAUACUGCCACUAAAGGUAGUUAUCUCUCUGCUGCUCGCUCUGGAGCUAAACGCCCUGAUCCUGUUCGUACAGCCAAACGCCGUCUUGCUGCUGGCCGUCUCUUCCAAUCUGCUGCUGUUAAGGGCCAACAGGGAUACCAAUAUGUCUACCUUGGUAGAUCUGGUAAGAUCCAGCGCUCUGAGGUUCGUGCUACCCUCCGUAAGGUUGGUGUUGAUACUGGUCGUGUUCUCGACAUUUGUUUCCCUGCUUCUGGUGUUAUUGGAGUUCUGGUCCAUAUCCAAUAUGUCGACACUUUUCUUGCUUACAUGCACAAGUGCGAAGCUGAGCUCAUCGAGAAUUUUGAGCCUCUGGAUCCCAAGCACAUUGCUGAUCCUCAAUAUGCAAACCUUGCUAUUGCGGAUCGAGAACAACUGAUCUACGAGUUUACAAACACUCGUGCUCUGCAAACUCUUUCCUUCCUUCGUCCUCUCAAUGUCAGUGGUGUUGGAAAAUACUUUGUCUCUGCUGGAUGGAUUUCCCAAGAGGAACUUGAUACAGCUAGUCAUAUCAACAACAACCCCGUCCACUCCUUUCCUGUCUCUCUUUCCCUUUGGAAUGCCAAUGGUCUCCGUCAAUCAGUUGUGCACGAUGUCCUCUCACAUGUAUUGGAUACGCAUGUUCUCCUUGUCACUGAAACUUGGCUUCUAUCUGGUUCUUUCCCUUCCGACUGGUCUCAAUUCCAUCUAUAUGGCACAAAAGUACCUGGCGCUUUUGGCCGUGGUUCUGGUGGUGUUACAGCCUUUGUCUCUCCUUCCUGUCCUUUCUCUGUCUCUCAACUCCCGUCUUACAAUCCUCACACUCUGUCCCUUAAGGUUGGCACCCUUACGGUUCAUUGUGUGUAUCUGCCUCCACCCUUAUCCUCGGAUAAGGUGCUCUCGCUCCUUCGCUCGUUACCUAUAACUAGUGAUACAAUCCUUUGUGGUGAUUUCAAUGCUCGCUUUGGAUCUCUACUAGGUGAUACUACUGCUAAUCCCCGUGGUAACUCUCUACUACCAUGGAUUGAGGAGGCUUCGUUGUCGAUCCUCAAUGAGUCUCUAGCUUAUGGUACACCCACCUUUACAACAUUUCGGCGACAACAAGAGGUACACAGCAUCAUUGAUCUGUUCCUUACCAACAUUGGCGAGACGGCUAUGUUGAAUUCUCAACUGGUGGUUGACUCUGAUCUGUCCCUUGGUUCUGAUCAUCGGCUGAUGAUACUUACUUUCGAGUAUGUGCCCCCUCCCGAUGAUACUCUUGGUUCUGGUAACUCUGGUGGUUUGGCCCCUAGACGGCAAUGGAAGCUCUCGAAAUUGAGGAAAAAGCGGCCUUUGGGCUUGCUUCGUGAAUCCUUUCGAUCUUCUGUUGCUCCUUUGGUUGAUUCUCUCUCUGGUUUGGUCUCUGCUCCUGAUGGAGUUCGUCCUGAUAUUGAUGCACUCAAUGAUUCUCUGAAUUGUUGUUUGUAUGAAUCUCUUGACGGGUCAAUUGGUGUGAAAUCUGGUCGCCCUGGUCACUGGAAAAAGUACUGGACACAAGAAAUUGAAGAUGCAGCUCGUGAAAGAGAUGCCUCAUAUAGUCGAUGGCGAUGGGCAAGUGGCUUUGCCAAAGUUGAAACAUGGGGUAUAUAUCAAACUGCUCUUAGACGUUUUCGCUCUCUGAUACAGGCUGCCAAAAGAAAGUCGUGGAACACAUUCUGCUCUAAUCUGGAAAAGGAUUUCUCUAAAGCUACUGCUGCUAUCAAACGCAUAAAGCGAAACAAAGAAUCCUCUGCUACUUAUAGCCAUCCAGAUGGUCCAGCUGCUUCAGUAACAGCAAUGGCAUCACAUCUUGCAUCUGUAUACAAUGGUACACUCCUUAACUCUGCUUCUCGUCCUGUUGCUCCUGAACCGAAUGUAUCGGAUCUACCCUACAAUGAUCCCUCUGUUACAAAUCUGUUUGAUGCUGAUACUAUUGUCUCUCUGAUUAAGCGAUUGCCAAAUGGAAAAGCUCCUGGUCCUGAUCAUCUGAAAGCUGAAAUGCUGAAGGCUCUAGCAUCUGACAUUGCACCCGUAUUGUCUCUGCUAUUUACGCUUUGCUCUCAAUGGUCGUACACUCCUGUAUUGUGGCGUCAUGCUCAGGUCUUUCCCAUUUACAAGAAAGGUGAUGUAUCUGAUCCUGCAAACUUUCGUCCAAUUUCGCUCACUUCGGUGAUGCGUAAAUUGUUUGAAUUUUCAUUGAUGCCUGCUCUUGAUGAACAUUCGCCUGCACUUGAUGUUGCUCAAGGUGGUUUUCGUCCACAACGUAGUCCUCUGGAUCAAGCCCUCUGUUUACAUGACUUGAUGCAUGACUACUUCCUCACUCAUCACCACUAUCCUGUUGUAGCCUUUCUGGACAUCAAAUCUGCAUACGAUACAGUGGAUCGCAACGUUAUUUGGGAUGCUCUUGCUCAUUCUUCACUACCUCGUCCAAUCCUUAGUUUAUUGAUCAAUAUGUUCGAUGAUGUACUAGUCUCUGUACUGAUUGCAAACCACAACUCUGACCCUUUUUCGCCUGCUACUGGUGUACUCCAAGGUUCAGUGCUCAGUCCGCACUUGUACUCUCUGUACAUCAACUCUCUGCCUGCUGUUCUUCGUGCUGCUGUCAACCGUGGUACUAUGGUAUCUCCACCCGGAAUGCAUCCUGUUCAUAUCAAUAGUUUACUCUUUGCUGAUGAUGUGGCCAUAUUUGGCUCUCGUACUGAUGUGCAAACCAUGUUGGAUGUCGCUUCAGAUCACUCGUUCUCUCUUGGCUACAGAUGGAAACCAUCAAAAUGCGCUGUACUUUGUGCUCCUACUGCCUCUACUCGUCAUCCAUUGUCUCUAUACGGUGAACCUCUUCCUGUGGUAGAGGAAUUCACGUAUCUUGGUAUGCCGUUUAGAUAUAAAGGUCUGUAUGCCCCUGGGAUUCUCAAUCUGCGUGCUUCUGGUGCUAUCAAGACAAUAGCAUUAUUGAAUUCGGUUGGUGUCAAUCGAAAUGGUUUUUCUCUGUUGCUUUGUGCUCGUUUGUAUAAAAGCUUUAUUCGACCCAAGCUGGAAUACGGCUUAGCUAUAUCUCAUCUCUCUUUCCGUGACUUCAAGGCUCUUGAUGCUCUGCAAAAUCGAUUGGUUGGUAUGUUUGUUGGUAGUACGUGGUACAAUGUUGCCAAACAUUUGACCUGUAUUCCCAGCAUGAAGCAUCGAUAUAAUGUCCUGGCAACACGUUAUGCUCUUCGUGCUGAUACUCUCCCUGAUGAUUGCUUGUUGGUUCUGCUUCGUCGUGGAUUACUGUACACUCGUCUAGACAGAUUUAUUUGUCAAAACCCGUUGUAUCUGACACUACCUGAUCCGCCGCCAUUCACCACUGCUGGUCUUACUGAAGUCUUUGAUUCGUAUUGGCAAGAUCAAGUAGAUCAUCAACUUGCUGCUGCUGCUGUUUCUGGUACCCAGACCCUCCUCCGUGCUUGUCGUCGUUCUGUAUCUCGUCCAGAUCCCAUUUUGUACCUACCAAUUGGUCGAUCUGCUCGAAGUCGCCUUGUUCGCUGGCGUCUUGGACGUUUCACAAACAUGCGUGAAGAGUGUCCGUGCGUGAUGGGUGAUUUUAUAUCUCGAAAUCACUUUCUGACAUGCCGUGCUCUGGAUCGAACACUUCUCGAUGCUCUGCCUGUGGCUCCUCCUGGUAUUCAUCGUAUAGACUAUGCCCUUAAUUGCUUACCUGUGAAAGCCUCUGAUGGUCCUCCAUCUUAUUGGUCUGCUUUGCUUGCUCUGCUUCAUGCCAUUGAUUGUUUAGUGCAUCCGCUGGCUGUCAUCCCUGCUGAUCUUGAUUCAGGGUUGUUAUGGUUCUCUGCUAGAUAG